AUGAGACAUCAGUGGCCCGGCGCUGUAUUUUAUGACAUGGUUGCUUGCGACUUCCACGCCGAUCAAAAGUACAAAAACCAGUGCCUCGCAAGAAGUUGCUCGCUUCUGAGCGCCCAUGAAGCCGCGUAA
Messenger RNA from Gongylonema pulchrum, 129 nucleotides. NCBI's taxonomy places the organism in Eukaryota, Metazoa, Nematoda, Chromadorea, Rhabditida, Gongylonematidae. The record is from the annotation of a GenBank genome assembly.